AUGCCAAAACCUGACGGCAUUUACAUUGCCAUAGAGUCUGUGAUUGCAGUGCUUGCCAUCCUGGGUAAUGUCCUGGUUAUUUGGGUGGUGAAAGUUACCCCGGAGUUUCAGAAGAAGACCAUCUACUACUUUAUUGCCUCACUGGCAGUUGCCGAUAUCGCUGUGGGGCUCGCCAUGCCAGUGGCCAUCGUGGUGAGCUUAGGGAUCCCGAUGGCGUAUGAAGGCUGCCUGUUCAUGUGCUGCCUGCUUAUGAUUUUUACUCAGGCUUCCAUCCUGUCCUUGCUCGCCAUUGCGAUUGACAGAUAUUUGAAAGUGCAGCUGCUGACCCGGUAUAAAAUAACUACUGAAAAAAGAGUCUGGAUCAUUCUGGUAGCAAUCUGGUUCUUAUCGCUACUGGUGGGUUUUGUUCCCAUGUUUGGUUUUGCACACAAAAAAACAGAUAACUCAAACUACACUAAAUGCCAGUUUACCAAUCUUAUGAAAAUGGACUACUUGGUAUACUUGAGCUUCUUUGCCGGCACCCUUGUCCCACUGAUCCUCAUGUGUAUCCUUUACACAAAGAUUUUCUGCAUCAUCCGAACAAAGCUGAAACACUGUUCAAUGACUGUCAAAAGGCAAGGAAUAUUUUAUAGACAUGAGUUCAAGACUGCCAAAUCCUUGGCCCUGGUCCUCUUCUUAUUUGCUCUCUGUUGGCUGCCAAUAUGUAUCAUGAACUGCAUCACAUAUUUUGGUUCAUAUUCCAUCCCACAAUGUGUGACAUCCAUGGGCAUCCUUCUCUCUCACUCCCAUUCAGUCAUGAACCCCAUCGUCUAUGCUUUCAGAAUAAAGAAGUUCCGAGGAGCUUGCCUUCAGAUUUUAAGAACCUAUAUUCUACAUACGGAUCCAACACGUGAUGCACCUAAUGUAAACAUUUCAUCGAAGCACUAUAGAUGUCUUCUGGAGAAUCAGACCAUUGGUGUACCUAGCUCUGAUUAUCAGCAGCUCACCAAGAUCUCAAAUUUCCAUGAAUUUGCUACUAAAAAUUGUAUUUAA
Molecule: messenger RNA, 1032 nt
Organism: Elgaria multicarinata webbii
Lineage: Eukaryota; Metazoa; Chordata; Lepidosauria; Squamata; Anguidae
Product: adenosine receptor A3-like
Exons: 2
Coding region: 1-1032 (343 amino acids)
Biological process (GO): G protein-coupled adenosine receptor signaling pathway
Cellular component (GO): synapse; plasma membrane; dendrite
Molecular function (GO): G protein-coupled adenosine receptor activity
Source: RefSeq, a predicted model, not a curated record